AUGACUGGACCCAUCAAUAUCCAUAAGGAGACACACCAGGCCAAUAUCGCACUCGCGGAAAUGACGCGCAACUCUCCCAGGCUGGAAGACGUCAGGGCGCCCGAGUUCCUCCUCAUGCAAGACGCCGGCAAAACAACACUACCACCUCCUACCCUUCUCCCGAGAGCGUACGACACUAGUUUUCCCUCCCAAGACGUAGGCCGAGACAUCCCUGUCCGCGUGUACAAGCCAGACAACAGCCAAGCCAGCCAAGGCCUCAUCAUGCACAUGCACGGAGGAGGCUUCGUCCUAGGAUCUCACAGGACCUCCGACUACCAACUCCAACUCUUCGCCAACAAAUGCCAGCUCACCGCCCUCUCAGUAAACUACCGCCACGCCCCAGAGAGCCCUUACCCAGCGCCAGGAAACGACUGUCUCGACGCCGCCGAGUUCCUACUGCUCUUCAUGACGGGCGAGUCGUCCGGCGGUAACUUGACCGUCACCGCGGCCCUGGCACUCAUGCGUUCCCGCCCAUCCCACCGCCUGGCCGGGUUGAUACCCUACUACGGCGCCUUCGACCCGACACUAUGCCUCCCCCAAGCAGCGACUUACACCAAGCCCCUCGGCUUGUCCCGGGAAGCAGCGCAGCACUUGUCCAAUACCUACCUGCCCGGGCUGAGUAUGGGGGAGAGAAGGAACCCGGCGAUAUCGCCCAUGUAUGAGGAUUUACAGGGGCUGGCGAAGGGUUCUGUGAUGGGGAAGCUACCGCCAGCGCUUUUUCAGUGCGGGACAGAGGAUAUAUUUCUAGAUGAUAGUAUUUUGAUGUGUGCCAAGUGGCAGAUGACGGGGAGUGAGGGCGUUUUGAGGGGUUAUCCUGGGGCGCCGCAUGGGUUUAGUUUUAUGGGUGGAAAGGAGGCUGAGAGUGUUAAAGAAACGGCGGUCAAGUUUGUUAAAGCAAAGUUGGCAGAGUUGAGACACUAA
Pseudomassariella vexata is the source of this 960-nucleotide messenger RNA. RefSeq names its product acetyl esterase. The record is from RefSeq and is a predicted model, not a curated record. NCBI's taxonomy places the organism in Eukaryota, Fungi, Ascomycota, Sordariomycetes, Amphisphaeriales, Pseudomassariaceae. Bases 1 to 960 code for a protein of 319 amino acids. Gene Ontology annotation, molecular function: hydrolase activity. The transcript is spliced from 4 exons.